CCUAGUGUUCCAUAAACUACAGAAAGAAGCAGAAUUUCAAAGGAAAGAAUGGUUCAGGAAACAAGGUCCACAUUUUAUUGAACAUCUUGGAUGGGAAGUUACCCCUGAAUGUAAUGUGUUACUGAAAUGCAAGGUUGCUAACAUUAAAAAAGAAACACACGUUAUUUGGUACAAAGAUGAAAGAGAGAUAAUGGUUGAUGAAAAGCAUGACUUUAAGGACGGUGUAUGUACUCUGCUGAUAACAGAGUUUUCUAAGAAGGAUGCUGGUAUAUAUGAAGUAAUACUGAAAGAUGAAAGAGGAAAGGACAACAGUAAAUUGAAGCUUAUGGAAGCAGCUUUUACAGAUUUGAUAACGGAACUAUGCAGGAAGAUUGCUUUAUCUGCAACCGAUCUGAAAAUCCAGAGCACAGCAGAGGGCAUCAGAUUAUAUUCCUUUGUUAACUACUACUUGGAAGAUCUGAGAGUGAGUUGGUCACACAAUGAAGUCAAAAUUAAGUACACAGAAAGAGUCAAGACUGGAGUUACAGGGAACCAAAUCUGGUUGCAAAUUAAUGAACCAACACCAAAUGAUAAGGGAAAAUAUAUAUUGGAGCUCUUUGAUGGUAAAACUACACACACAAAAAUGGUGGAUCUUUCUGGAAAAGCAUUUGAUGACGCCUUUGCUGAUUUCCAGAGAUUAAAAACAGCUGCUGUUGCAGACAAAAAUCGUGCUCGGGUACUUGGAGGUCUGCCAGAUGUUGUCACUAUUCAGGAAGGCAAGGCACUUAAUCUUACUUGCAGUAUCUGGGGAAAUCCUGUCCCUGAGAUUUCAUGGCUCAAGAAUGAAAAGCUCCUGAAAGCAGAUGACAAUGUCAUCCUGAAAUAUGAAUCAGGAAAACAAGCCUGCUUCACCAUCGCGGCUGUCAGUACGAUUGAUUCGGGCAGAUAUAGCCUUGUAGUCAAAAACCAAUAUGGUACAGAGACAAGUGAUUUCACCAUCAGUGUGUUCAUACCUGAGGAAGGGGUUGAAAUCCCCCAGCUAGACUAUAGUAAAGGAGAUAAGAAAAAGAAAGCAUGAAGCAAAAAACAAGGACCCAUGUUUCUCCCUCCCUUGAUAAUAUGUGUGUAAACUAUUUUGCCUGCGCAAGGUUGCAUCUGGAUUCUUCCAUUCAUUUCUUUUGAGAUAUUAAAACUUGACUAUAUUAGACAAAAGGGGUUGUACAUCUCUCCCACCACCACCACCACCACCCUUUCUGACCAUUCAAAAGCUUCUUAAUUUGUUUUCCCUCUUACCAGCCCUUAAUCAUAAAUGAGGCAAAAUCAUCAGAGAGUGCAUGUGACUACUAAUUGGCUAUUCUCCUAUGUCUAGGUGUUCAUGAAUAAAAAGUAUGCUAUAUAUAAAUACACAUGGAAAUAAAAGAAUAACUGGUUUGCUGUAGUGAUAUUCUACUAAUCAGGAAUAUAGAUUUCAUUGUACUGGUAAUCCACUAUCUCUGAAUUUACUGUAGCAUGGUAGUAGAAAAUGAACAUUAAUUAUAUUAAUACUAUGGUCAGCAGAAACUUCAACUCUGGACCCUCGUUAUUCACAAAUAAAUAAACAAAACAUAUUUCUUUCACCA
This is a messenger RNA of Python bivittatus (Burmese python), 1598 nucleotides long. The record is from RefSeq and is a predicted model, not a curated record. Lineage: Eukaryota; Metazoa; Chordata; Lepidosauria; Squamata; Pythonidae.